Messenger RNA from Suillus subalutaceus, 1189 nucleotides. Its product is annotated as UbiA prenyltransferase family-domain-containing protein. The transcript is spliced from 4 exons. Gene Ontology annotation, cellular component: membrane. Bases 144 to 1118 code for a protein of 324 amino acids. NCBI's taxonomy places the organism in Eukaryota, Fungi, Basidiomycota, Agaricomycetes, Boletales, Suillaceae. The record is from RefSeq and is a predicted model, not a curated record. Gene Ontology annotation, molecular function: transferase activity, transferring alkyl or aryl (other than methyl) groups.
UUUAUGAAGACGGAGCCAGAUUGAUCAUGAGUAACGUUCUGCUAUCAUAAUGAGAACAAUACUGCUGUUCACCGUCUCAACCGGCGACCGCAUUCAUCCGACAGGUUUGUGAGUCGCUAAUAGCAGCUUAUAAGCCUAAAGAGAUGAACAAAGCCCUCCAAUUGCUUCGAGCUGCACAGCCGAUAUACAACUUUUUGUUGAACCAUCUGUUGGCCGCAAUGCAGACCAGCGCUUUCGCACAAAGUGCCAGUGAUACAUUAUUCGGCUUUAUUUUGACGAUUUUUCUGUUUGUCAAGUCAGACAUCAAAACUACGUUGAUUCCAAUCACAAUAUUGUGUGUCAGUUCAGCUCCCCUUUGCGCCCCAGAUCGCAUUUUUCCAGUGGUUUGGUGGAUAUUUUUGCAUCUUCUGCAGUUCGACACAUCCAAUCAAAUACAAGAUGUCGAAGAAGAUGCGAAAAACAAGCCUAUUCGCCCAUUACCAGCCGGUCGAAUCUCGCUGAGACAUGCCACCAUUCUGCGUUGGGGCUUAGUCCCAGCUUGCUGGUUCAUAUCCGUCUUACAUAGUGGUCCUGUGCUAUUUUCUAGCGUGGCUCUCGUGCUGUUUACCAUCUUAUACAAUGAGUUACAAGCAAGCCGUCACUGGCUCACAAAAAACAUUGUAACUGCAAUAGGUUUCGCUUCGUUUGAAGUAGGAGGAAUGUUGAUCGCAGGUUGUGAUACGUUGCGCAUGGACGCUGUGGGAUGUCUGUCUGUUGCGAUAAGCACAGCAGUGUUUGCUACAACUAUACACACCCAAGAUUUUAAAGAUGAGGCGGGAGACAGGUUAAUUGGCAGAACGACCUUACCGAUUGUGUCACCGCAAGCGGGUCGUGCCUCAAUCUUGCCACUUCUUGCGAUGUGGUCUAUUGCUCUCAGCUUCGUGUGGCAGUUGACUUGGGCUGGCACUAUUCUGCUUCUCUGCUUCUCUUCGCUGAUCGGCGUUCGAUUCUUGUUAUUGAGAAACAGGAUGGCGGACCAAACAUCAUUCCUUCUAUACAAUAUGUGGUUGUCGGUAGUACACAUGCUGCCAGGCUAUUGGCGGUACCUCCGAUAUCAAAAUGAUCCCUUCAUUGCAUAGCGACAUAUGUAGGUAUUAGGCAAAUGACCAUGGUUUCAACUAUACUGCACAUGAAAUUUACCUAAAGAAUG